This is a messenger RNA of Phycodurus eques (leafy seadragon), 1224 nucleotides long. RefSeq names its product zona pellucida-like domain-containing protein 1. Lineage: Eukaryota; Metazoa; Chordata; Actinopteri; Syngnathiformes; Syngnathidae. Bases 1 to 1224 code for a protein of 407 amino acids. The transcript has 10 exons. The record is from RefSeq and is a predicted model, not a curated record. Gene Ontology annotation, cellular component: cell surface.
AUGACUCUUGUUCCCCUUUGUCUUCCUCUGCUGGCCGCACUGCUGCAGCCCACCCUCUGCCGAUACAACUGCUCUUCUGACUAUGACAGGAUCCCAGACAGCUCAGACUUGACAGUGGACUGCGGCACCGCCACGAUCGCACUGGAAAUCAACCUGUGCACAGCUCAGUGGGCGGGGUUCAACUUGUCUAACAUGGCACUAAACGGGGAGCACAAUGUCACAGAGUGCCAGGGCUCCAUUGCCUCCAGCGAGGACCCACCCGUCAUCCGCUACCAGCUUCCGGUCAACCGCAGCGAUGAAAACCCCUGUCGACAGUCCUUCCAGAUUGUGGAUGAGACCCCUGACCCCACAGGUCCCUUCAGCAACUUCCUCAACAUCCAGUCGGUCAUCAUCACGGGCUUCAUCGACACCCCCAGAUCAGAGCAGGGGGUGAUAAGCUACUCCACGGACCUCUACUAUCAUUUCUCCUGCCGCUAUCCCUUGGAGUACCUGAUCAACAACACGCAGAUCGUGGCUUCCUCUGUGUCUGUGGCAACGAGUGACAACAAUGGAAGCUUCAUUGACAUGUUAAAAAUGAGUGUUUAUAAUGACUCAAGCUAUGGCUAUCCGCUAGUUGUCCCUUCAUCAGGGCUGCAGCUGCGAACAAAAGUCUAUGUGGAAGUAAAGGCCGUGAACCUGACUGGAAACUUCCAUGUGCUGCUGGAUCAUUGCUUCGGAACUCCCACCGCUUACAAUGUGUCGCACACCGAGCAGCACAACUUCUUCACCGGGUGUUCAGUGGAUAACAGGGCGACGAUAGAUACCAACGGACAUUACAAGUUUGCCCGCUUUGCCUUUGAGGCCUUCCGCUUCGUUCAACACCGCGAGCAGGCCAAGUCCAGCAUCUACCUACACUGCAUUCUCCGACUCUGUGAGCCCACCAAAUGUCAAGAACUCUUGAACGCUUGUAACAACAGAAAAAAAAGAUCCCUGACACCUUUCGGACAGGAGGGCAGAGACUCAGCCGCUCUUUCAAUUGGACCGCUGUACACCGCCGGAGAAGACAGGCCUGCAGCAGAACCCUACAGUGGUAAUGUGGUGUCACAGAAGGAUGACCUGAAUGUGGCGGGCCUGGUGGUCGGUGUGGUGUUUGCCUCGGCCGCGUCCGCUCUGUUGGUUCUUGGCAGCUGGUUCAUACUGAAGAAGUUUUGCUGGGCAGGUCACUUACCUCAUGCCUUCAACUGA